AUGGCCAGGGAAAACCAAAGCGUAGUGACAGAAUUCAUCUUUGAAGGCCUUUCCUCACAGCCAAGGACACAGGCUGUUCUGUUCAUAGUGUUCCUGGGUCUGUAUCUGUUCACCAUGGUUGGGAACAUCACGAUCAUUACCGUGAUCAGGGCUGAUUGCCAGCUGCACUCACCCAUGUACUUUUUCCUUGCCAACCUGUCCUUCGUAGAUAUCUGCUACAUCUCCAGCAACAUCCCCCAAAUGCUGGUGAACCUCUUGGCCAAGAAGAAGACCAUCUCCUUCUCUGGAUGCGGCGCUCAGAUGUAUUUCUGUCUGGCUUUUGGCAUGACAGAGUGUGUCCUGCUUGGUGUCAUGGCCUAUGAUCGAUACAUGGCGAUCUGUCACCCCUUGCGCUACACCGCUGUCAUGAACAGGAAGCUGUGCACUCAGAUGGUGGUGGCUUCCUGGGCCAGCAGCCUGCUGAGCUCCAUGGUCAUCAACAUCCUCACCUUGCGGCUGCCCUUCUGCGGGCCUGACACCUUGAACCACUACUUCUGUGAAGUGCCAGCGGUGUUGGCCUUGGCCUGCACCGACACUGCCCUCACGGGGUUGGUCGUCUUCAUCUUCAGCAUCCUCAUACUCUUCAUCCCCUUUCUUCUGAUCAUCACCUCCUAUGCCCAUAUCCUUUCCACCAUCUUGAAGAUUCAGUCUGCUCGUGCGCAAUCCAAGGCCUUCUCCACCUGUGGAUCCCACCUGAUGGUGGUGACCGUGUUCUACGGGACAGCCAUCUGCAUGUACAUGAAUCCCAAGUCAAGGCGUCCGCAGGACAGGGACAAAGUGGUUGCGGUGUUUUACACCAUUGUCACCCCAGUGCUGAACCCCCUCAUCUACAGCCUCAGGAGCAAGGACAUGAAGCGUGCCCUCAGAAGGGCGAUGAGUAGACCCAAAUCCCUCUUUAUUUAA
This is a messenger RNA of Pterocles gutturalis (yellow-throated sandgrouse), 942 nucleotides long. Its product is annotated as olfactory receptor 2D2-like. The transcript has a single exon. Lineage: Eukaryota; Metazoa; Chordata; Aves; Pterocliformes; Pteroclidae. Gene Ontology annotation, biological process: G protein-coupled receptor signaling pathway. Gene Ontology annotation, molecular function: G protein-coupled receptor activity; olfactory receptor activity. Gene Ontology annotation, cellular component: membrane. The coding region runs from base 1 to 942 and encodes 313 amino acids. The record is from RefSeq and is a predicted model, not a curated record.